AUACAGUGUUCAAUAUUAUUUGGUUGAAAGCUAACUCGAGCUGUAGAAAAAAUGAAGUUUGGCAUAUGCAAAUUCAUUGUUCUAGUUGCUUUCGUUGAUACAUCCCAUGGAUUUUUCGGAAUAAACAUUAAUAGAGUUAUGGGCGACCUGGACAAGAUUUUUCCUAGUUUAUUAAUCUUUCCUGGUACUAAAUGGUGUGGACCUGGAAAUAUAGCUGCCAGUGAUAAUGAUUUUGGCACAGAAAAUCGUACAGAUGCGUGCUGUCAAGCUCACGAUCAUUGUCCUGAUCUUAUAGAAGGUUUGGAAAGUAGACAUAACUUAACCAAUCCUGACUUUCAUGCAAGAUUAAGCUGUGACUGCGACAUGGCAUUUUACAACUGUUUAAAAGCAGUAGACAGGAGAACCUCCAGAAAAGUUGGAAAGCUAUAUUUUACUGGUUUGAGAAACAAGUGUUUUAAAAAGGACUAUCCAUAUGUGUGUGAGCGAUAUACAUGGUAUGGUGUAUGUGCACGGCAUAAAGUUGAUACGACUCAGGAUAAGAAGUACCAAUGGUUUGAAGUACCUCGGUUUUGAUGUUAAACUAUUUUUUGAGACUAUUCAAUUUAAGAAACAAAUAAAGGCAUUGUAUGUAUAUAAAA
Molecule: messenger RNA, 638 nt
Organism: Diabrotica virgifera virgifera (western corn rootworm)
Lineage: Eukaryota; Metazoa; Arthropoda; Insecta; Coleoptera; Chrysomelidae
Product: phospholipase A2-like
Exons: 4
Coding region: 52-573 (173 amino acids)
Biological process (GO): phospholipid metabolic process; arachidonate secretion
Source: RefSeq, a predicted model, not a curated record